Messenger RNA from Lentinula edodes (shiitake mushroom), 1797 nucleotides. RefSeq names its product cytochrome P450 monooxygenase pc-1. The record is from RefSeq and is a predicted model, not a curated record. Gene Ontology annotation, molecular function: monooxygenase activity; iron ion binding; heme binding. The coding region runs from base 1 to 1797 and encodes 598 amino acids. The transcript has 14 exons. Lineage: Eukaryota; Fungi; Basidiomycota; Agaricomycetes; Agaricales; Omphalotaceae.
AUGACCUUCCUCACUCCUGGAAUCAUAUACAUCACUCGGGCGUUAGCAUUUCCUGCUUUCUUCACCGUUGGCGUCGUAGCUGUGCGACGCUUUCUCGAGACACAUACUAAUAUUGUUCUCCCAACCUGGAUCUUUGUGAUAAUCUCUGUACUCAGCUUGCCUGCUCUAAUCACAUGCAGAAUUCUCCUGAGAGAUUGGAGACAGAAGCGCGACGCCGCUGCAAUUGGAGCUCGAAUUGCACCGAGAGUAAAAGGGAAAUGGUUUGCAAAUCUUGAUUUGCUCAAGAUGAUGAUGAACAAUUACUACAAAGGCUACCCUGCGGAUGGACUAAUCGAUAUCAUGAAAGACGAGGGACCUGUGUUCAACAUGAAUAUUUUGUGGGAAAACAUGGUGUUCACCUGCCAGCCAGAACAUAUUCAGUUGAUACUUGCGACGGAUUUCAACAAUUAUGCGAAAGGCAGAAGAUUUCAACGAAACAUGUCUGCAGUGCUAGGAGCGGGUGUCUUCAAUUCGGACGGUGAUAUGUGGAAAUUCCAUCGCUCCAUGACUCGACCUUUCUUUAGCCGUGACAAAAUUACCCAUUUUGACAUAUUUGAUCGCCAUGCUGAUUCUGCUAUAUCACUCAUGAAAACCCGUUUUCAAGCAGGGUAUGCGGUGGACUUCCAAGACUUGAUUGGCCGGUUCACACUCGAUUCAGCCACAGAAUUCUUAUUCGGUUCAUGUGUCAAUAGCCUUGCAGCAGGUCUCCCAUAUCCUCACAAUGUUGCCCCUACCGUCGUUACUUUACUUUCACCGAAUGCUUCAGCGUUUUCCUUGGCUCGCGACUUUAGUAAUGCAUUCCUCGAAGCACAAGAAGCUGUCAGUUCACGAGAACGAUUUAGUAUGAUUUGGCCCGUGCUGGAGAUCCACAAGGACAGGACAAAAGAGCCGAUGAAGGUAAUAAAUGCGUUUAUCCAACCUAUAGUGGAUGAAGCGGUAGCCAAGAUGAGGAGCCAAAAAGAGCUUGGACAAUUGUCGGGCUUGGCUGCGGAUAUUGAUGAUAAUGAGACGUUAUUAGAUCAUCUGGUCAAGCAGACGGAAGACCCCGUUGUUCUCAAGGAUGAAACGCUCAACAUUUUGAUUGCUGGAAGGGAUACUACAGCGGCAACCCUCACGUUCGUCAUCUAUUUCCUCUCAAUGUAUCCAGAGACCAUGGAUCGUUUGAGGAAAGAGAUCUUUGAGAAGGUUGGACCGUCGCAGAGGCCUACAUACGAUGACAUACGUGACAUGAAGUUCCUGAGAGCAGUGAUAAAUGAAACUUUGAGAUUGUACCCUGUCGUCCCCUUCAACGUCCGAGAAUGUACCCAUGCUACGACGUGGCCGUCGCCUGAUCCCACGCAACCGCCUAUCUACAUCCCAGCAGGCGCAAUAGUCCCUUGGUCCGUCUUCAUGAUGCACCGCCGGAAAGACCUUUGGGGACCGGACGCCGAAGUCUUCGAUCCCGACCGCUUCCUCGAUGAACGACUCAAGAAGUAUCUAACUCCAAGACCUUUUAUUUUCCUUGCGUUCAAUGCAGGUCCACGUAUUUGCUUAGGGCAACAGUUCGCCUACAACGAGAUGUCCUUCUUCCUCGUUCGUCUCAUCCAGAACUUCACAUCCUUCACUCAUUUUCCGGAGUUAUGUCUCCCAGAAUUUCAAGUACCGUCUGAGUGGAAAUCGUUCUCGGGCAGGAAGGGAAUUGACAAGUUUUUCCCGAAAAUGACUUUGACGAUGUAUUCUGGUGGAGGGCUAUGGAUAAAAGCUCAGGAGGCUGAGUGA